This is a messenger RNA of Nasonia vitripennis (jewel wasp), 10634 nucleotides long. RefSeq names its product KICSTOR complex protein SZT2. The record is from RefSeq and is a predicted model, not a curated record. Gene Ontology annotation, cellular component: peroxisome. NCBI's taxonomy places the organism in Eukaryota, Metazoa, Arthropoda, Insecta, Hymenoptera, Pteromalidae. The coding region runs from base 452 to 10537 and encodes 3361 amino acids. The transcript has 27 exons.
CUCGGUCGGUACUCGCGGUUGAUUUCAUAUACGCACGGAGACUCGCUGACUCGACAUCGCAAGUGUACAGCCAUAUAUCAGUGCUCUAUAUAUAGAUAUAUUAUACGUGUAUGUACACGCACACAACACUGUACAUAUGCUCGCAGAUACGCGCACGCGAUACGUAGGAGGGUGUUCUAGGUUAUGUUUACUAUUGAAAACAUUGGCCUGCAGUCUAAAAGUCUGGCUCGGAGAGUCGCGGAUGUUGAGCUCUGAAAACACCAGUGGAAAAGUGACCUUUGCUCGACCAGCUGAAGAGAAAAUAUGGCGUUUUUCAGCUGCAGCUUACUCUUGACGCACUGCACCAGAAGGAAGUACUGCGAGGUUUACAGGAAUAUCUCGGGAGCAGCUCGUUGACAUGUCAGAAGCUCCAGUUUAUUGUGUAAUAAUUAGUUAAUACUAAAGUGCCACCAUGGAUUGUUCGGAAAACGAGAAACCAACAGUUCUCGAAGCAGAUACUGUGUAUCUGCUGAUGAAGAAGGGUUUUCCCAUAUCUCGCAAUGUCAGAGCACAAUGGGUACUGCAGCACUUGGAUACUGUCAUUGCAGUACAAAAUCCUGCCUUGGAUUGCGAGGAAUCGCCAGACUUGGAAAUAGUCUCUGUACUUCCCAAGGAUGGCAUUGAUUCAUGGUGUCCAGAAAACAGCUAUCAAUUUCUUUACAAAGUGACUUCGUCAACCACAAUCAAAUUUCUUGCUCAUAGAUACAGAAUGGUUUUUAGUUUAGACUUAAGUCCUUCUCUUGCCGCAGUUGAUAUUCAACAUGGGGAAAUAGUUAUUGAUGAAGUUUUUACGUCUACAAAGCGAUUCCUUGAAGGCCUAACAAGACCAUUUGUUGUCCCUGGAAGCAAAAGAGUAAUUCAUCCAGAGAUUUACGUAACUGUGAUAGUUCAUACACCUUUUUUUACAAAUCCAGCCCAGCAAGUGUUAGUUCAAGGUUGGCUAGUCACUAAGGAGAAUGUUGCUAGUUUAAUGCAAACUAUAGAAACCCAAUUGAAUUUAUUGGAAGAAAAAGUUGCUCAAGUUACAAGUUUAGUCAAUUUACAAUUAGAAACCCUGAGGGCAGAGAGUGAGAGAUUAGUGGGUGGGCUUUUUGAAGAAGGUGGUACAAGUAUUGGCAAAAGUAAUUUGAACAACAAUGUGUCCACGAUUGCCAUGGUUCUACCAGAAACUGGAUUUGUUAAUAUGUUACGUUAUGGAAUGUUAGCGCUGUCUCUCUUACCAGAGCAUAGCUGUGCUCACUUAGUCAUAGUUACGGAUGGAAUUGUUGGAGUCAAUGAUGUUCAUGCAUUAGAAUCAAUAAUUCAACAAUUAAGGGCAACAACAGUUGCUUGUAGCUUUUUACAUGUUGGAAGCUCGUAUCGUCCUAAUAGUGCAAAUGGAUUAGUGCCAUAUCCAGAUUUAUUAAGAUUUUUUGCAACUGCGACCUUGGGUAGUUAUAUGACUGUAUUUCCUGCAACGGUUGCUACUGAAGAGAUGGACAUGAAUAAGUAUCAUAUAGAAUUGCUGUGUUGGCAACUUUAUCGAACUAAUCAUGCAGAAGUCGCGAGUGUGGGUCCAAAUGCAUGGCAUACAAAAAAUAGUUUAUUUUAUGGUCAUGAGCCUCCUCAGCUUCUCAGGAAAAAACAGAUCGACGAUCAAGUCACUUGCACCCUAAACAGUCUUCUGUGUUGUAGGUUGCGUGAAGGAUAUUUAAUUAAGAAGACGGCCAUACGCGAUGGCUGCUUAGAAAUAUGUUUCGUGCUACCAUGGAAAACUCACGUUUACGUAGAGUACGUGGUGACGUGUCCCAGGUUUUUGAAGUCUCUUUCAGUUUGUAAUACACUUCAGUACACAAUCACAAUAGAGGCGCCAUACGAAUUUUUGCAUGACAUAACGUGUUUAUCAAAAAAACCGUUAAAGUCGCAGUACAGACAAAACAUGGUAUCAAGAUUUUGGUCUGCGCUGACGUCGUUGACCGAAAGUGACAGUAUGCUGGUGCAUUUCAGUUGGUUUCCAGGAAUGGGAUGGACCUGGUACAAUGUUCCGGAUACGAUCAGAAGCGGUAUGCCGUUAUUUUAUCUACCCACAUCGUCGUCUAGUUCCAUCCAGCUCAGUGAUGCAGCGUGUCCACAAUUCGGGCAGAUCUGGCAGCCAGUUGUCUCACUGGAACCUCAUCAAUGGCCUCGAUGGCUACACUCUCAGCGUGUCACGCUCAUCCUCCUUCACGACAGACCACUCUCUAAGCAUCUGCACCAAGCGAAUCAAAGUGGUCGGUUUCAGAGCGUGCAAUACCGUCAGGCUGCAGCUGUUCUCUACGGCAUGCUCAAGACGUGGGCGACCUUUGUCCUGGUGGAAAAUCACACCUACGUGCAAUUUAUUCACAAAGAAGCAGACAAGCCUCCGAUCUCCUUUUCACUCAUAAACAUUAGCUGCAAAGCUCUGUGCGUCGUUCUAAAUGUGGCCUUCGCUGGUGGCACCGAGGGUGUCGUUCGUCACAACGUCAUGACCGACCUGCUAGAGCGAUUGUCACAGCUCACGCUUCCAAGUAGGAGAACCGAGCAGAGGGAGGUACCUUGCUGCAUUAUCCUGCACAAAGCACUAGAGAAAAUAUUGAUAAGGUACGAGAGGAUGCCGAUCGAUUUGAGUACCGUCAUCUUUCCCGACGGUUCUCAAAUAAUCUCCAGGAACGCAUCGAUCGCUGGGGGCAGUCUGACCACUACCCUCAGCAGAUAUCUAUAUCAUGCGAGAUGGCUGUGGCUCCUGAAAAAACCCUCGUUGCAGACGGUACCCGUGAUUACAUUACCGAGACUGAACGUUGCCGCGGUAGCUAGGAUUUUAUCUACUAUUACAAAAAUUCGAUUAGCAGAGGGUUUCAACUUUGCCUACUCUGCUGCCGGCAUAAUAAAUACUGUGAUGGAAGUACAAAUGAAAGGGCCUGGGAGCGACGAUAUAUCAUAUCCUUGUAUAGUACAAUAUAUUUUAUUCCCUCCACACGUAAUUGUGGGCCCAGGAGGACUAGAAAAAGAAAGUGGAUCUGAUGAGGAAACCGAUGAAGGUACCGCCGAUGGAGAAAACGGCAUCGAAGAUACCGAAACUUCUGGAGAUUUUCAAAUAGUCAUGGAGGUCUGGAUCGAACCCCAGUGCGGAUAUGUGCAGACUACUGCGGCCAAGAAGGCUGCUUACAUGCAUUUUCUCGAAUACCAUCAACUUCCUGAAGCGAUAUCGAAAAUCGACAAGGAAUGCAUCAACGCUCUACUGACGCUGGAGCACCUGAGUAUGAUGUGCCAAGUGUCGCCGCUCGAUAAGAGCCACGACUUACCAGGUAACCAGCAGCAGCUGCAGUCCAGCGGUUUACCCACGAAUCAGACGUCCAACAACAACAACAAUAACAACAAUGGUCUUAACCACGGAAAAACGUCGAGGAGACCAACGUACGCGGACAUCUUGGAGAAUCCCCUCGUCGACGAUCGUAUUCGCCCGAUGCAGUUCGACUUUGACGCGCUUGGCAUACUUCCGAAAUGCCAACAGGCCGAGCUCCUGUUCUCCAUGUUUGCCGAUGAUUACCACGACCAACUGCACGGUGACAAUAACGCCAACAGAAUUUUGAUGGACGGUCUGCUAAACCACAUAAAAAGUUUGCACAACAAAGAGCUGAUACUGAGCGCGGCCGAGUCGGACAGGUUCACCAAGAUGCUCUUGGAGAGACCGAGAGAAGACGGGGCGAGACCUCAGUUCUGUCACUACGAAACCUCGCUGCUGGGCAGUAAAGGGGUACUCUACCCGCGAUGGAGGUGCUUCAUCAAGGGCAUAAGCGUGACGCACGUGAUAGUGACGCUUUUGCCGGCGGCCGAGAGCGACGUCCAGCUGAUGAGCCAUCCUGACGAGGACGUCGAUCGGCACGUGCUAACGACGCCAGUUUUCUCCCAGCAGCCGGACGAGUCGACGAGCGAGCACAUCGAGUACAAGCAGCUCUACGGCGACGCCGAGACCUCGCAGUCCGGCGACACGUCGCCCGUUCAACGGAAUCGCGCCGAGACCGCGGAGAGCACCGACAUGGAGUACCUGAAAAACGCGCUGGCUUUCAGCACACCCAAGGCAACGGACAUGUUCGACAAAACUCCGGUGACGGCCUCUGCAUCGGCUGACGGUACCUCGAGGCGCGGACUGGUGCUGCCGGUCUACGUGUACGACUGCUCGCUGGCUCUGCUCAUAGACGCGCUCAUCGAGAAACACGAGAAGCCGAGGUUCAAGGACAUCUAUCGCGAUCACACCUACAGGGUGUCCGAUAAUUUCCGCGAGGAGUUCGUCAAUCUCAAGUCCGGAGACAACACCAAACCCUCCUCGCCGGAACCCAAGAGCGAAGACUCCGACAACGUUUCCAGCGAUCAGCGAAACCUGAUGGAGCACUGUAAGGUCCUGAGCCUCGCGCACUGUAACUCGUACGUCGUGGCGGUCUACAAGUCCCUGAUCCUGCAGCAGUCGAUCAGCUACGACGACAUAGACGCUGCCGUCGAGCAGUGCGAAGAGUUUCUCAUGGAGAUCAACAUCACCGACUACCUCAAAGCCGUCUGCCGUCACCUCAGCCCCCAAGAUGAACACGACGCCGAGUCGCCUUGCAGCGAGAUGCGGAACAUUCACAAUCUCAUCAAGGACAAGUUUAGGAAGAUCAUUAACGUUGCCUUCAAGCAAGUGCCUGUCCACCCGGACUUUUACUACUGCCUACCGGCCUGGAAGUCGUGCGACGAAUUGGCUGACGCUGCGACCCAAGCCUCCUCCGAUAGCGACGACGAUGUACGAUUUACCUUCAAUUCGGAAGCCAUCAAUGGAAAAAUAGGCAACUCACUGAAAAAAGUCAAUCAUAUUUCCUCGAUGCCGUGGACCGGGGGUAGCCUGAUAGGGCAUGAGCGCUUCGUGCUAUCGGAAUGUUCGGAUUCUGCGGAUUCCUUCGGUAGCGAUCUGCAGACGGAUCCGGAACACAGUCGCGAGCAGCCUCUCUUCCUUCAACUGAACUGUUCGAUACACUCCAAGUCGAGUUUUUCGACCACUGCCGUCAAACUUCUGCCUACCUGCUUCACCGAGGUCACCCAAAAACUCGAGGAUUUUAACCUAAAGGACACAUCCAGCUUGAAGGUGACUCUUGACAUAAUCUGUCUGAACUUGCCGAAGGAUGUCCUCGAGGUAAGCAUCGACAAUACACCCGCUGGCUUGAGAACCACGUCGUACUGCAGCGAGGGAAGUAUGACGCGCGCCGACACCAACGAGUCCAGCUUCGAUCGACUGCAAUCGGUAGAGGCCGAUCAUAUUUACGAUGGAUUGAAUAAAAUGCCACGCCAUCAGGGCAACGCCGUGUCAAACCUUGUCGAUGAGAUUAAUUGGUUACUGAGGGACGAGACCGCGGCUGUCCUACUAGAUAAACCUUCGCCAACCGAGGAUACGCUAAAUUUCGUUGCUAAACACGUUGCUGAGUCGAACAACAGAGCCAGCUGCUACCUCGACAAGGUGCCUUUACACUUUGUCUUCUCCUCUGACAAUAGCUUGCCGAGAUUUGUCGAAGAGCUGAAAAAGCUCAAGAUUGAUCGGUAUUGCAUCAAACAGGAGGGUGGCUUCUUUUACUUUGUAAAAAAUUCAACCGAUGAGAUGGCUUCGGAUGCCGACCGAGUAUCUUUGAGUGAUUUCCAUACUAAACAAGACCGUAAAGGGUUUGAGCUCAAUAGUUCUUCAGUCUUUAACAGCGAUGACUUUCCCAUUGCAACGUCCUCCCGGGUAAAGAAACAGGAUUCGGGCGACCCUCCAGGCUGCCAUUCGGAAAUUUCAAGCAUCGGCGAUAAUCAGAUCGGUACGGAUGAUGGUUAUGAGGGUGAUAGCAGUGACUCUGAGGACGAAUGCCAAUGGCUCAUCGACCUCGACCGCCGUAGAGAACUACUGCCUAACUUCUGGCUGAUUCUGCAUGUCGAAAACAACCAUGUAAACGUCUACUUUCACUGCCGUUUCCUCGAACUGACCUCACCUGAAGUUGACCGCUACCAGCAAGUGCAGAAGACGGCGGUGGCACGGAUAAAGGCAAUCUGUCGACGUGUCAACCAGUACCUGUUGUUACGAGAUUUGCACGAUAAACGCAUAUGUGACCCACUUCUUGAACCUGAAUCUAUCGAAGACCAUUCGUGGAAGAGCGCAGAAAACAACGCUGAUUCAUCAGCAUCUGCUACACAUAAUCAGAGUACAAGCAAUAGUUCAGUUACAAGAUCAAACGUGUCUCCUGGCAUGUUCCGAUGUCCAAUAGUAUGGGAAGUUCCAUUUUGCCUACACCACCGUCUGAAAACUGGUCCCGGAAAGACGGGCCUGUCCCGCGGAAUCAAAGCUCUACAAGCAGUGCUCAAUCGCUUUUCCGUAAAUAAUCGUAGCAACAUGUUUGUCUAUCAAGAGAGCAACGGCAACGUGUUUUACCUGCGUCUUCACGAGCGCACGAGCGACGAUAGACCGCUUCAGAGCAGCAAACUUUCGGAGAGUGAUGAAAAGCUUAUAGUAUCGCGAAGUAGCAGCAUUGCCUCUUUGUCGCAAGCCAAGAGUCUUGGCGUCUCAGUAGAUCUAAAUUCAUCAUCGUCAACCUCAACAAUGGAUUUGUUGAGACCACGAGUUCGAUCCUUCGGCGAAAGAGAAUCAGACAUACUUAACAAGUCUGGAGAUUCGAUCGUCUUAAUGGUGCACGGAAUAUCAGAAGCAGGUCCAGAAGUCAGAUAUGAACUCGUUCAAGUUUUACAAAAUCGUCUCGAUGACGCCGUUCUGGAAGUUUUGUCUGUUAUGUUAGCGAGAAAUCCAAUGUGUAAACUCACUCCAUCAGACGUACACUUUAUUCAAAGACAAUACCGAGUUCCCGAGAGCGUCAUUCGAUUGUCAGUACAACAGCGCUGCUUACGACAUAUGGGUGCUCUCGGCUACUACCUUCGUCAAAAUAUACUGCAAUUUCUCUACACACCUAAGUACACUGAUACAAGAGCUCACUCGCACUUUCAAGAUUACUCGCAGCAAGAUGGGUCGAACAAAAGAGUUCCCGAAAGUGAUAUCUUUCUAUACAACCAAAGCCAUUCUAGUGGCAGCCGAGGAAUAGCGUGUAUAGCUAUUGCCAUUGUAAAUGAAAAGGGCGACAUUAUUGUCACCGAAAACGAGAAUGUUUUUGACUCAAUGUUCCCGAGUUGUCCAGAAAUUAAAGACUUCGAAGAUAUCGUUGCAACUAAUGUCUAUUGGGGACUUAAUUGUGAAAAAAAUGAUUCGAAGUCAGGUACAAAAGCUUACAUUGAAUUUCGUAUAUGGAAACAAGGACGAGUAAAUUUAGAAGCUCUGGUACAUAAACUAAAAGCUGCUGUGAAACACGCAAAUUGGGACUUAAUUACUGAGUAUAACUUCCUACCAACACCAUUGACUGAAUCGUUUAACGAUGAAAAUGAUACGGAUGAUCAUAACAUAAGGAACGAUCCGUCGGAAUUGAAUAGUUACGAAUUGGGAGAGAAAGGAAAACUUAAGGAAGUCUAUCACACUACACUACCGUAUUGGUUUCAAUUUGCUUUAGAUCUCGCAGCUCCAUCAAUGAAGAAACAUAUCGUUAAAUUAGAGCGAAGACACUCGUUGCCGGUGAUUCUCAAGGAGUUGCAGAAUCUGGUGCACAGUCAUGCAUUGGAUACAACAGCGCGCACAUUUGUUCAAUGGAGCAGACAACCAUUCAUCGGUACAGAUUCGACACAGGAUGAUUUACUGCUUAGCAAAACUAUUGAGAACGUCGAAGGAAGCAUCAAAUGGUUACAAAAAGCUAUUGAACAAAAAACUGCGGACGAUUUAAUAUUUCUGCCACGCGAUGCGACAAAAGAAGAUCAGGGAACGUAUGUAAGAAGUAUUUUGAUCGCACGAAAUUUCAAUCAAUGGAAAGCAUCAUUUAGUAGUACUAUUUUGUCUGAACAACUUAUCCCUAAAGAUCAAAAAUUACUUCAAAAAUUCAACCCCUUAAUUUUGGAAAAGACUUUUGUACCGAGACAAAGGCUACUUCUGGCUAAGGUUCAAAGCGAACAUAUUCUUCUCUACAUGUACAAUUGGUCAAAGGAGCGCUCUGAAAAAUUGAUAAAGCAAGUAUCCAGCUUGGGUCUGUGGUUAUCAUCGAGAUCCAACCUUUAUUCUAAUAUAAUAAUGCAAAAGUUAGGAAUAUUUCACCACCAGCCAGUUAGAAAUUACGAACAAGAAGAACAGACUGGUCAGCAAUUCUAUCAAAUAACAGACAUGGAAAGUCUAUCUAAAUUUCCAAAUGGUACUCAAGCUGACAGUAAGGAAUGGCAAAGAGUUAAUCUUCGAGGUCAAUCAGGCAAAAAUAUGGUGUUCUCUUGGAAUCAACUGAUGGGACAAGUAAUGCGCGAUGCCAAACCAAGUGGACAGUAUCCAGCCAAUACUACUGAUCCGGUUGUUAAAGCUGCCUACGACUUUCAAGAACUCCGGCAUAAGGAAAAAAAAUCGAAAGAUGACUUGAACAAAUUGCACACAAUGUGGCAGAGUCGCGGUGCUGUUCCUAAUAUUCCAAUCUCCGUAGCGACCUUGAAUACCUUCAAGCAGCAUUCACGACUCAUACAUUACUGCCACACGCCCUUGCUAUUUCUACCAAGUUGGCGCUUGGAAUCGGCAGCAACGCGAGAUCACUCUUUGACACCGCCCCCCUUUAAUUUGGCUGUAAAUUCUCAACAAAGGUCGAGAACCACCAGCGAUGCGUCUAACAAAAGAAUCAUAUCAAAAUGGCACAAAGAAAUAUGUGAACUGAUGCUUGCCGAGUACAAACAAUAUUUGCAAGUACUCGGUUUCAAUCCGAUUCAGAUAGAAACGCAAAAUAAAACGGACGGUGAAAAUAUUCUCAAUCAAGCCUUUUACCUAAAAAAAUCCAUGCUUGGCGGAGUUCUCCUGUUCGAAAUACAUUUAGCGGAGCCAUUUUUUGUUGUUAAAUUGAGGGUCAUCGAAUGUAGCCGUUUACAAGCUAAAUCUAGCAGUGCCUUAGUCAAUCAGUUUAUGCUGAGUUUUGUGGAUGCCUGUGAUAAAAUAAAAAUAAGUAUGCAUUUACAUUCCUUCACCUACGACUUUCAUUUGCGAUGCAUUCACUCCUACAUAUCCGGAAACUGUCAUUGGUCUCUGAGGCACGGUUAUCAUCUCACAAACUUCUUAGACGAUUUUAACAAAUACUACAGUAAAGCUCCUAACUACGCAAGAAAUUUAAUCUACAGUGGCGUAGUAACGGUGAGCAAUCUGGUUACACCCGCGCAAACCUUAUACCAGUACUUGCUCUCGCAUGAAAAAACCUACGGUAUGCAAGUAUUCUCUAUGGCCGAUGAAACAGACGACACGCAACACAGCGAAUAUGUACUUGUAAAAUUACAAAGUACUCCCUUAGUGAGUUACCACGAUUCCCAGGAUACCAAGUACACGGAUGACUUCGACGUUGCCCUUAUCGUUACUUGGACCGAACAGUUUGCCCGAUGCGACAGCCGCGAGAUAACGCUCAAAUACUACCUCAUGCUAACCAGUAAACGGGAGUUACAUCCUAAACGCGAGGUUGAAAAUAACAACAAAAUCGGCAAAUUUCGAACAGUCUACAGCGUGGUCAAGUCAAUAGCCAGCUCUCAAAUGGACAGUCCAUCCGAAUCCAGUCCUUCGUCGAUGACUUCGCCUUACCUUCACAAGCAGACUAAGAGCGAGCUGGUUUCUAGCUCUAGCGAUCUGCAUGCUGAGGUGGGCAGCUCCAGAUGGGAUACAAAUGCUGCUGAAUCAUUGGGUUCACUGAGAGAGUGCGAUGGAUUAGACUCGGAAGAUCCAGAGAACGACGUUCGCAGUCCACUGGCUCCGACACCACCUCCAGUACCUGACUCUCCUCUAGCGACCAACGUCCUUAACGCUUCGACAGCCUCCUCCAGUAACUUGACACAAAUCCGCCAAGAAUCGAUCAAUUACCUAGGCUAUUACUCGUCGCACGAGCAGCUAAUGCAGCAACUCAUAAUGUCACAAGCUAGCGCAGCUCAACAGCACAUCAAAAAUAUGAUCGAGCAAGGAGCAUUACACUGUCGCACACACUUACUUUGGAAUCGAUUGCUCGAGAGCCGAUCAUCCAUGACCUACGCCGAAUUCGCAGAGUUACGCUCGUUGGCCUGCGUUGAACCCUUGUCCAGGAUCGACCCGAGGCUGAGCCCUCUCAUCAAUCAGCCGAUCGGCUGGUACCAGGCCCUGGCCAAACUCCUGCAGAAUAAGUACCAAGAAUAUCACAAGCAGUUCAAUGCACCCGAUGGCAACGUCAUGCAUCAUUUAAUACUUCAUCCAAAUUAUGUGCAGGCGUUCAUGAUGCUAACAAUCGAUUUGCACACGUCCAGGGGUGAAUUGUAUGCAGUAUAUAGAAAAUCUGAAGAAAUCACAAGUACGCCAUUUACUAUUGGGGAUAUUUACAGUUUGAUCGAAGACUUUGUUAACGCCUGUUGUUUCCACCUAUGGGUGGGACUUUAUUCUUGAAUACAAAAUUUAUUAUUUUUUGAUUUAAGAAACUCAGACUAUCUUUGUUAUUUGUAUGUUGUUGUAAAUAAUAAAAAACUAUUUUCUUGUUACAAAA